AAAAAAUUGAGAGCGUCAAAACAGGGGAGAGUGCUCGCGGCGGACCAGACGCGAACUCUCCUGAAGCAGCCCCGCCCGACCCAACCAACGCAAGCCAAGCUGCCGAAAGGAGGAGCAAACCUCCCGGCUAGCGCAAGAGAUGGAGGAUACGGCGGCAGCGGUGGAGCCUGCGGCGGAGAAGGCGACGUCGUACAGGUACUGGGUGCGGGAGGCGACGGGCGACGCCGCGCCGCUGCCCGCGCCCCGCAAGCUCGACGCCGCCGACCUCGCGGCCAACCCCGCGCCGGCCACACUCGGCUCCGUCUGGAACCAGGCUGGCACCUGGGAGGAAAAGAACCUGAAUUCAUGGGCCAAUAGUAGGAUAAAGGAUUUACUGGGGUCUUUAGAUCCUUUGGAAUUCUCUACUGGCAAGGCAUCUGUUUAUGAAGUAUUCAGAUGCUCAGGCGAUGCGUUCUUAGUCACAGUUCGCAAUAAGAAGAGAGUGGGCUAUAAUUAUGAACUGAGCUUAAAGUUCAAAGGUGAAUGGUUAAUUAAGGAAGAAAACAAGAAGGUCAAAGGUCACCUGGAGAUUCCUGAAUUUUCAUUUGGCGAGCUUGAAGACUUGGAGGUAAAUGUAAGGUUGAGCGAUGACAAGGAUCUCCCGUCUGACGUCAAAUUGCAAAUUUGCAAGGAUAUGAAGUCCUUCCUUGCACCUAUUCAGGAGAAACUGCGCGAGUUUGAGAAGGAGCUGAAAGAAAGAUAGCGAACUGGGUAGAAGGGCAAGUGACGCACACGCUGUUCGCCCUUUUGAAAUUACCAAUCCAUUCAUGAAACCGUUUGGCCGUAUUGGAUCUGCAAUGUGCGGUUCGCAUAGUUGAUCUGUACACCGUUGUUUUUUUUCUGUGCUUGUAAUUCUGUUGAGCUUCAGGUCCGUGUGGGCGGAAACUCUGUAACCUGUAUGCCUGGUUUUGUUCUGAGCGCCAAGUUUUGUGCGUGGAAGACUGGUAGUGCUGCUGGACUGAACGACCGCAUCUGCCCGUGUCCAUUCA
Molecule: messenger RNA, 1028 nt
Organism: Panicum hallii
Lineage: Eukaryota; Viridiplantae; Streptophyta; Magnoliopsida; Poales; Poaceae
Exons: 6
Coding region: 140-742 (200 amino acids)
Biological process (GO): protein folding; positive regulation of ATP-dependent activity
Cellular component (GO): cytosol
Molecular function (GO): ATPase activator activity; protein-folding chaperone binding
Source: RefSeq, a predicted model, not a curated record